Messenger RNA from Hipposideros armiger (great roundleaf bat), 2608 nucleotides. RefSeq names its product sterol O-acyltransferase 1 (gene SOAT1). The coding region runs from base 210 to 1856 and encodes 548 amino acids. Lineage: Eukaryota; Metazoa; Chordata; Mammalia; Chiroptera; Hipposideridae. The transcript has 16 exons. The record is from RefSeq and is a predicted model, not a curated record. Gene Ontology annotation, biological process: cholesterol metabolic process; cholesterol efflux; cholesterol homeostasis. Gene Ontology annotation, molecular function: cholesterol O-acyltransferase activity; cholesterol binding; fatty-acyl-CoA binding. Gene Ontology annotation, cellular component: endoplasmic reticulum membrane.
CUGCGUAGCGGGCUGAGAGGCUGGGGGCGGAGGGGCCCCGAGCCGGGCGCCUUAUCUUCGUCUGCGGCGGGGCUGGCUGCGUCGCCGGCCUCGGGGACCUGGAGAGCCGCCCUGCGCCGACCGCCCCGCCUGCAUCCCCUGCGACGGCUUCCCGGCUGUGUCCUCCCUGCGGAGGUUCCCGCCGCCGGGCUGCGGCCCCAGAUAACACAAUGGUGGGUGAGGAGAUGUCUCUGAGAAAUCGGCUAUCCAAGGCCAGUGAAAAGCCUGAAGGAAAAGAAGACCAGGGAAACCCUACAAAGGAGUCCCUAGAGUCACCUAAUAAUGGUCGGUUAGACAUAAAACACUUGAUAGCAAAGAAGAUACAGUUGACAGCAGAGGCAGAGGAAUUGAAGCCAUUUUUUAUGAAGGAAGUUGGCACUCACUUUGAUGACUUUGUGACCAAUCUCAUUGAAAAAUCAGCAUCAUUAGACAAUGGUGGCUGUGCGCUCACAACCUUUUCUGUUCUUGAAGGAGAGAAUAACCACAGAGCUAAAGAUCUCAGAGCACCUCCAGAACAUGGAAAGAUUUUCGUUGUGAGGCGAUCUCUCUUAGAUGAGCUGUUCGAGGUGGACCACAUCAGAACAAUUUAUCACAUGUUCAUCGCCCUGCUCAUUCUCUUUAUCCUCAGCACCCUCGUAGUGGAUUACAUCGAUGAAGGAAGACUGGUGCUUGAGUUCAGUCUCAUGUCUUAUGCUUUUGGCAAACUUCCUGUUGCUAUUUGGACGUGGUGUGCCAUGUUCUUGUGCACACUUUCACUUCCCUAUUUCCUCUUUCAACAUUGGGCCAGAGGCUACAGCAAGAGUUCUCAUCCAGUGAUCCACAGUGUCUUCCAUGGCUUGCUUUUCAUGGUCUUCCAGAUUGGAAUUCUAGGUUUGGGACCAACAUGUAUUGUAUUAGCGUAUACACUGCCACCAGCUUCCCGGUGCAUUGUUAUAUUCGAACAGAUUCGUUUGAUAAUGAAAGCCCAUUCAUUUGUCAGAGAGAAUGUGCCUCGGAUCCUAAAUUCAGCUAAGGAGAAAUCAGGCACUGUCCCGGUACCCACCGUCAACCAGUACUUGUACUUCUUGUUUGCUCCUACCCUCAUCUACCGUGACAACUAUCCCAGGACUCCCACUGUAAGAUGGGGUUAUGUUGCCAUGCAGUUUGCACAGGUUUUUGGUUGCUUAUUUUACGUGUACUACAUCUUUGAAAGGCUCUGCGCCCCCUUGUUUCGGAAUAUCAAGCAGGAACCCUUCAGCGCACGUGUUCUGGUCCUGUGUGUUUUUAACUCCAUCUUGCCAGGUGUGCUGAUACUGUUUCUGACCUUUUUUGCCUUUUUGCACUGUUGGCUCAAUGCCUUCGCUGAGAUGUUACGCUUUGGUGACAGGAUGUUUUAUAAGGAUUGGUGGAACUCCACAUCAUACUCCAACUAUUACAGGACCUGGAACGUGGUGGUUCAUGACUGGCUGUAUUACUAUGCUUACAAGGACUUCCUCUGGUUUUUCACUAAGAGAUUCAGGUCGGCCGCCAUGUUAGCUGUCUUCGCGGUGUCUGCGGUCGUGCACGAGUAUGCCCUGGCCGUUUGCCUGAGCUUUUUCUACCCAGUGCUCUUCGUGCUCUUCAUGUUCUUUGGAAUGGCUUUCAACUUCAUUGUCAAUGAUAGUCGGAAAAGGCCAAUUUGGAAUGUUAUGAUGUGGACUUCUCUUUUCGCGGGCAAUGGAGUCCUCCUGUGCCUUUAUUCUCAAGAGUGGUAUGCACGGCAGCACUGUCCUCUGAAAAACCCCACAUUUCUGGAUUAUAUCCGGCCACGUUCCUGGACUUGUCGUUAUGUGUUUUAGAAGUUUGUACUUGGUUUCCAACUUUGAACUGACGAUUGGGUAUUCUGCCUGAUUGGGGGCCAGCAUCCAUUUCCAGCUGUUACUGAAGUUAUCUGUGUUAUUUGGACCACUCCAGACUCUACAGAUCACUCACUCUAUUCCUAAGUCACCUGAAGCUGAGUUGUCGAACGUUUAUUGGAAUCUUGUAUACUUAAGCAAUACUUUUUUUCCUUUUUGGGAGAAGGGAGACUUAGAGCUAACGUAAUGACAAAUUUUUGCUGGGUCAUAUUGGCUUAAGCCUCAGAAAUUAUAUCUGUUUUGUUUCUUGACUCUAUUUAAUUAGAGACUAAACAUGUUUUCUCGGCCACUGAGUUAGCCAAAACACUUAUGAAGAAAUUAUUUAAAUACCUCUGGCUUAGAAAUUUUUCUCAUGCACAAUGUUGGAAUGUAUGCUAGUUAACCAUGCGAUUGGGAAAGAAAAGAAAAUAUUAUGGAACGUUUUGCUAUUUCUAGUAGAAAGAGAAAAUAUCUAUUUUCCAAAGACAAUCUUUUUUAUAUAUCCUCAUUUGUGUUUGUUUUUUGUUUUUUUUUAAAUUCAGUUCUACUCAAUUUUUACCUUGUUUUCAUUAUAUAGUGUAAGUCAUGAUUUCUGUGAAGCAAAACUACACCUUUUGCCUUGAAUUUUUGAGUUUGCAUUCAUAAUAUUAUAUAUUGAGGGAAUAAAAGUAGGAAGGGAAACAGAAAGAAGACACAGGACAAAGAAAAAUAUUUCC